This is a messenger RNA of Saccoglossus kowalevskii, 657 nucleotides long. RefSeq names its product liver X-like nuclear receptor. Lineage: Eukaryota; Metazoa; Hemichordata; Enteropneusta; Harrimaniidae. Gene Ontology annotation, molecular function: zinc ion binding; nuclear receptor activity; ecdysone binding. Gene Ontology annotation, cellular component: nucleus; RNA polymerase II transcription regulator complex. Gene Ontology annotation, biological process: cell differentiation; negative regulation of transcription by RNA polymerase II; positive regulation of transcription by RNA polymerase II. The record is from RefSeq and is marked provisional.
GGGAGUUGAACUUUCCGUCGUAGUACACUGAAUGUUCAGUGGUGUUUUUCUAUUACAAGUUGGAUAUUUCUUAGUCUGCGUUUAUACACUGGAUUCAGUUCUUUGAAGUUUGUGUUAUCUUCGUUAUUGCCAAACAAGUGAGCGAGAGAGCCAGGGAUAGUGUUCUAUCCAUGGACUUGUGGAUUUAUUUGAAAUCACUUUAUAAACUGUUUGAAUCAAGCAUUCUGUAAUUUGUUGUGAAAGAUGAGUGAUACAGAAGCCACAGUUGUAGAAACACUCAACAUGAGUGACAAUUCAGUUCAAUCUACGUGCAGUGAUCUUCCAUCUGAUGUAAUGGUAAAAAGUGAGCCAUCAGACUGUGCAUAUGACCCGUCAGACUCACAAUAUGAUAUCACCUCACCUAGCCACUCUUCAUCAUCGUCGUCACCAGUAGUCAUUGCAGCCUCUGUAGUAUUGGCCAACACAGUACCGUUACCGAUGAAGUCUCCACCCCCAAAUUAUAAUAUGGCUUCACCACAGUCUGAUGAUAGUGAUAGCACCAGUGCUAAGAGACGCAAAGGGCCGCUACCGAGAACAGAUUUGGAAUUGUGUCUUGUUUGUGGUGAUAGGGCAUCAGGAUUCCAUUACAAUGCCCUUAGUUGUGAAGGAUGUAAAGGU